UCUCUUCUUUCCCCUCAGCCUGAAGGGAGAGCGACCGCCGUGAGGGGAGACAGUUACGCUCGUCCGUCCGGCCUCUUUUUUUUUUUCCUCCCCUUUUCCCCCUCAGCUUCGGCUUCUUCGCGGGGCGCGGGCCCGUUCUCCGCCGGCCAUGGCGAUGGACACCAGCGGCAAGGAGAAGGAGGCGCUGCAGCUGCUCGCCGAGGCGGAUAAGAAAGUCCGCGGCUCCCACGGCUUCUUCUCGGGGCUCUUCGGAGGUGGCUCCUCCAGGACUGAAGAAGCAUGUGAUAUCUAUGCCAGAGCGGCUAAUAUGUUCAAAAUGGCCAAGAACUGGAGUGCUGCUGGGAACGCUUUCUGUCAGGCUGCUCAGCUCCAUCUCCAGCUGCAGAACAAGCAUGACGCAGCUAUGAGCUUUGUGGACGCCGGUAAUGCUUUCAAAAAGGCUGAUCCUCAAGAGGCCAUUAAUUGUCUCCUCAGAGCUAUUGAGAUCUACACAGACAUGGGACGUUUCACCAUUGCAGCUAAGCACCAUAUAACCAUAGCUGAGAUCUACGAGUCUGAGCUGGUGGACAUUGAAAAGGCAAUAGCUCAUUACGAACAAGCUGCCGAUUACUAUAAAGGUGAAGAAUCCAACAGCUCUGCCAACAAAUGUUUGCUGAAAGUGGCCACUUAUGCAGCUCAGCUGGAGCAGUACCAGAAAGCUAUUGAAAUCUAUGAGCAGGUCGGGACCAGUGCCAUGGACAGCCCCUUGCUGAAAUACAGUGCAAAGGAAUACUUCUUCAAAGCAGCCCUCUGUCAUUUCUGCAUUGACAUGCUCAACGCCAAGCUGGCUAUACAGAAGUACGAAGAAAUGUUCCCGGCUUUCACGGAUUCCAGAGAAUGCAAACUGGUGAAAAAAUUGCUGGAUGCUCACGAGGAACAGAAUAUUGACAGUUACACUGAAUCAGUGAAGGAAUACGACUCAAUCUCUCGCCUGGACCAGUGGCUGACCACCAUGCUUCUGCGCAUCAAGAAAACCAUACAGGGUGAAGAGGAAGAUCUGCGUUAAAAAAGCCCCAAACCCCUCUUGCCCUCCAUCCUCUGGCCUGUUAUUUGCAGAACUCUGCCUGGAUCAGCUCUGGGGGGAAAAGAAAAGAGAGAGGGUCUUGGCACGAAGGAAUUAGACUCAAGUGGCAAAUUCUUCAUUUUCGCUUCCUUUCUCAUCCCGCCUCUUUUGCGCUGCUGCAGUGAACAGGGCUGGGAUGCGUCACCUGUGGACUGCUCCGGGAGAGAUUUGAAGUUCUCCAAGCCUUGCUUCGCUUCCUGAGUCAGCAUUUACAUCCUCCUCCCCAUGGCUUCGUUGAUGGUUUAAUAUUUAAAGCAUCUUUAGUAAGUUCGUUUUUUGUUGAUGGUGCCAUUCUCCUUUCCUUCUCCCCCAAAAUCUUAACGGAAACUGAUAUGGAAAACGGCUGCUUCUUUACCGCGGAAAAGCACACCUUGUGAUAUUUGUGGCUUCAUCUCAUCCCCUCCCCUCCCCCCUUUUGACCACAGCAGUUCCAAUUCCCUUUUCCAACAGGCAUUGCAAGGCUAGGGAGCCCCUUUCUUGAAUUUCGGUCAACCCUUCUCCUUUCAAAAAUAGUAUUUUAAAGAUGGGCAGAAUGGCACCGAUCUCUAAAUGAAGGAGCCGGGCUUGCUAAGCAUCUCUCACCUGCCUUGUUUCAAAUAAUGCGGGAAACCCCAGACCCCUCCCCCCCCUCUUCACAAAUGCUAAGUGUUGUUGAGCUGUAUGGAAUAAUUCUGCUUCAUUCCAUGUUUCUCUCUUGCACCCUGAAUUACCUUGAAUUUAUGUGUAUUAACCCACUUUUAUCCUUUCAGAGCUGAAGCGUCCAACCUUGGCAACUUUUAAGACUUGUGGACUUCAGUUCCCAGAAUUUCCCAGCCAACCAGAAGUCUACAGGUCUUAAGAGUUGCCCAGAUUGGACACCCGGGCUUUAGAGAUUGGUACAGAAGUAUGGCGUUGUAUAUCCAUGUCAAGAGUGAUAUAGGAUAGCCAGUCUCUUGGUUCCUCCUUGGGGCAAGAGGCAGAUCAAUCUUGAACUAUGCAGCAGGUAGCCAAAAAAAACCCCACCCCUAAUUUAAAACUUAGAAGCUCAGUGUGCCAGCUGUCUUGAUCUCUCGCCUCGCAUGGUUCUCCCUCCUGGCUUAGUUUGAAAAGAGCAUUUCUCCAGCCAAGUUUUUCUGUAUACAUCGUCAUGAAAGCUGCGGUAUUUUUUUCCCCCUCUUGUCUUUGCUUUAAGAGAAAGAGCAUUUAUCAUGUAAUCUAGCACCUUCAUGAAGGUUUCUCAUAUUUAAUGUUUCCUUACUCUGUUGUUGGAAGGUGGACUUCAAUUCUGUUCUUCAAAUGCAUGUUCUAAAAUGUCUACCCGGAAAACAACUAAUAGUGAAAUAACUUGCACACAACAAACAAUAAAAAGAAAAAACAACAAACCAACUUUGCAUGUGGAAACAUCGUUAGCGUCAAGUGUGAUGAUAGCCUCCAUCCCCGCAAUUUUAAAAUUUCUGUUGCUUCUAUCAAAGUCUUGCUUGUUUUCAGGCCCAUCUCUCUUCCCUGCUGCCUUUCCUUCUGGAUUCCACUUCUGAUUCCUUUUCCCAUCAGUUCUUCUGCGAUCCAAUUCCUGAACACUGGCUGUGAUUCUACCUGUCUAAAAAUACACCUGCAUGCUUGAAUUUGGCUGCCUCUGUGUGUAUGUGUGUGUGUGUAUUUGUGUGUCCGUGUACGAUUUGGAAGAGAAAUCCUGUUUUACAGGAGUGAGAGUUAGAGGUCCUCUUAAGUUAUAUAACAAAUAAGCAUAUCCCCAUAUCAAAAAAUAAUAAUAAUCAAGAUUACUUUAAAUUACAUAAUUCUCUACGCAGGGCAUUGAAUUUUCACUUUCUUAACUGGAAUCUUUUUUUCCCCCUCUGCUGGCACUGAAGUAACUUUUGCUAAACCUCAGUGCUGUUUGAGCAGUGUAUCUACCUAGCCAUUAAAACAACCUGGAAAAUGGUGACAGUUGUCAUGAAUGAAAAGAGAUGCAGUCCAGAGGAAAGCAGCUCGAGCAUGGCUGAAUUCGAGGUUUCCACAAGGAUUGCAGCAAGUAGUAGUUGGUGUCCAUUGAAUAGGGACAUUUUCCUGUAGCAAUUACAUUUACAUCACAUUAAUAUCCUCCAGAGCAUGGCAGCACCUGAAGGAAGGCAGCUGAUAUUCUUUGCCAACGCACGGGCCCAUAACUAUAAUUACACGUUAUCUGUUAAGCAAUUCAAUACAUUGCAAAUCCUCAAAGAUGCUAUCUAAAAUGAGAGUAGCUUUGCUUUACUAAAGUUAUCCCUAAUUCACAAGAAAUGGACUAACGCCCCGAUUCCACGACUUGCUGGAAUGGUUUCUCCGAAGUCCACGUUUGACUUGGGACUCCAGAGCGUGCUCUAUUGCAAAUUUUAUGUUGUCUUCUGAAGUCAUAAAAGUUUCGCGAUAUCCCAUAUCGCUGCUUCUUGCGCUACACCUACUGUCACAGAACUAAUGGCCAGGUGAUGUGGAAGUAGUAAAACCAGCCUGACUAGAAGUGUCAGUAGGACGUGUUCACGGAAGCAUAACCUGGAUUAGCUUCCUCCUGGCGUGAUUUAGACCAGUAGAGUUUUUGUAAACUGUUCUUGUCGUGUUUUAACAGUACAAACUAGAAAUAAAGCAUGAAGCUGGAAUUUGUGACUCCCAA
Messenger RNA from Pantherophis guttatus, 3722 nucleotides. It is a transcript of the gene NAPA, whose product is annotated as NSF attachment protein alpha. Gene Ontology annotation, cellular component: terminal bouton; vacuolar membrane; synaptobrevin 2-SNAP-25-syntaxin-1a complex. Gene Ontology annotation, molecular function: syntaxin binding; soluble NSF attachment protein activity. The record is from RefSeq and is a predicted model, not a curated record. Gene Ontology annotation, biological process: synaptic transmission, glutamatergic; SNARE complex disassembly; regulation of synaptic vesicle priming. Lineage: Eukaryota; Metazoa; Chordata; Lepidosauria; Squamata; Colubridae.